GUGUUUUUCGAAUAAAUUUUGUGAAUUUUCAUCUAUAGAUUGAAUUUAUUUUUUUUUUUUUUUCAUUCAAAUUUCCUUCAUUCCAUUACAUCAUUGAGACAAAUUGUUAAAGAAAAAAAAUUUCAAUGAUUCGAUCCGAUAAAAUGCGUACUACAUACGAGAUUGAUUGUCUUAAAUUUAGCAAACUGUCAAUCAGUUCGCCACCAAAUUCUCGUAAAGAUUAUUCACGAUCAUCAGUGGUAGCUGCUACAAAUGUAGCAGCCGCUGCUGCAGCUGCAUCAAUGGCAGCAGCUACUGUUGGACAUCAUCAUCAUCAUCAUCAUCAUCUACAUCAUAAUCAUCAUCACCACAAUCAUCAUCAUCAUCAUCAUCAUCAUCAAAAUCAUAAUCGACAAAAUAUGAAUGGUUAUGGAAAACCAUUAUUGCCAAGGAUUGAUUUUCCUACCAGCCAAUUUGAUCGAUUAUUGCAUAUGGAUCAAAAAGAAUUUAAUAAUAAUUCAAAGAAACAUAUUGGAUUCAGAUCAACAGCAUAUGAUGAUAAUAAUAAAAAGAAUCAUAAAAAAUGAAGAAUGAAAACAAAACAAAAAAAAAAUUUCAACAAUAUG
This is a messenger RNA of Dermatophagoides farinae (American house dust mite), 605 nucleotides long. RefSeq lists its product as uncharacterized. The record is from RefSeq and is a predicted model, not a curated record. NCBI's taxonomy places the organism in Eukaryota, Metazoa, Arthropoda, Arachnida, Sarcoptiformes, Pyroglyphidae.